UCCAGUUUUUAUGUUAAAAGACUAUAUGAAAUAAGUGUACGACGACUUUUAACAAAUAUAACUCUAUUAUUAUUGUUAUUCCUAGUAACAAGUACUUAAAAAAAAUGCCUAGACCAAAAUUGAAGGACCAGUAUUAUGACGAUGGGGAUUUUGAUUCAUCACCAAAUUCAAGUCAAUCACAAUCCUCUUCCCUUAAUGAAGAUGAUUUGGAAAUGCAGGGCUACGUAGCCGAUUGCUUAAAUUAUAUUCUAUCUGCGUCGGAAAAUUCAGCUUUAAUUAGAAGACAAAACAUUGUUAAAUAUCCCCUCAGAGGAAAAACUAGAAUAUGUGAUACUGUUUUGGCAAAGGUUAAAGACAAGUUGAAGGAGAUAUAUGGCUAUGAACUGAAACUGGUUGAUUCCGAAAAGCCUCCUUCACUGCAUCAAUAUUUUUUAUUUAAUAAAAAUGGUACUCAUUACUCUGACCUGCUAUUUAGCGAUGAGAAAAAACGUGUUUUGCUACUUCGAUAUAUGAUUUUGGUGCAUAUACACAUGUCCGGCGGAAUGUGUACAGAUGAUUCAUUACGAGAAUUUUUAACCACAUGUGGUCUUUCAAUAUAUGAUAACAAAAAUGAUUCUUUUGACAAUAUUAAAAAACAAAUUGCAGAGUUCCAAAAGCAAAAUUAUAUAGAUGUGGCUGACCAAAUUGAUAACAGGACUUAUUAUAGUAUUGGAUAUCGAGGAGCAUGUGAAUAUAACAAAGAGGAUUUGGAGAAAGGGUAUUUAAAUUUUGUGGAGAAUGAAGAUAAUCAAGAAAAAGGAACUGAUGGUGCCACUGAUAAAGUGGAAGAAGAAGAUGAACAAACGAAAAUAUAGAUUCAAAUAUAAAUUCAAAAAAAAAAAAAAAAAAAAUAGAUAUAUACAUCUUUAU
Ctenocephalides felis (cat flea) is the source of this 909-nucleotide messenger RNA. RefSeq lists its product as uncharacterized. Gene Ontology annotation, cellular component: nucleus. The transcript has 5 exons. The coding region runs from base 105 to 854 and encodes 249 amino acids. The record is from RefSeq and is a predicted model, not a curated record. NCBI's taxonomy places the organism in Eukaryota, Metazoa, Arthropoda, Insecta, Siphonaptera, Pulicidae.